UGAAGCUUUUGUGGCUUUUUCUAGCCGUUAUUAUUUGUUCUUCUACUAAUGCUGGUGCAGAGGACAUUACAGUGUUCAGUGGAGAUGCUGCCUUUCUACCAUGCCCUUUACUGUUCAAUUACAGAGAUUUUGUAAAAAUCAGUGUUUUCUGGAUGAAGGAUAAAAAAAAAUCAAGUUUCUGUUCAUACAAUAUUCUAAAUAAUGACACUCAUGACCAUAAAUGCGGACUUCGGUUUAAAGUAAAUACAGGACUUUAUGGGUUGAAUAUAACAUAUGCUGAAAGCAGUGAUGCUGGUGUUUAUAACUGUGUGAUGACCAGAGUAAUACCACCACCAUCAGUUGAGAGAUAUUUAACCCUGUCGCUUAAAGUUCUACCAUCUCCUACCCUCCAGCUGAUAAACAACACUAAUUCCUCCUGUGUGGAUCUGAUCUGCUCUCUGCAAGGUUUGAGUCCACAGCAGGUGAACUUCACAUGGACCAGAGCUUCUCAACUUCUUCACCAUCAAGUUUCCAGCAGCACAAACAGCAGUCUGAUGCUCUGCAUACCAAACUGGACAGAAGGAGAAACACUCACGUGUCAAGCUAGUUAUUCACACAACCACAUACUUAGCAAGAGCAUCACACUUCCAUACAAAUCAAGUUGGACUGUGUGUUUUAUAGUAGUUGGGAUCUCCAUAUUCUUAUUAUUUAGCACAGCUUUGUCCUUUGAGGUUUACGGUCAAUGCCUCAUUGCAAAUCAUCAUCAUCAUCUACCAUCAUCAGCUGCUGAACAUGUUUCACCCUCUCAGGUCUCGUUCAUUAACAGCACAAACUGAAACAACUGUAUCUGCUGCCAAGGAAAAAGAAUGGCCAUUAAUAUUGCGCAACACCAGAUAUUACAUCUCCCUGCUACCAUG
Molecule: messenger RNA, 896 nt
Organism: Clarias gariepinus (North African catfish)
Lineage: Eukaryota; Metazoa; Chordata; Actinopteri; Siluriformes; Clariidae
Exons: 5
Coding region: 153-815 (220 amino acids)
Source: RefSeq, a predicted model, not a curated record